Gasterosteus aculeatus aculeatus (three-spined stickleback) is the source of this 1754-nucleotide messenger RNA. Its product is annotated as parathyroid hormone-related protein-like. The record is from RefSeq and is a predicted model, not a curated record. Gene Ontology annotation, biological process: bone mineralization. Gene Ontology annotation, molecular function: hormone activity. Lineage: Eukaryota; Metazoa; Chordata; Actinopteri; Perciformes; Gasterosteidae. Gene Ontology annotation, cellular component: extracellular region.
CUCACUGUGCCUUUCUCAGACAGACUCGCACAGAGCUGGACUGUAAAACCCCCCCUCGGCACAGCGCUGCGGCUCCGGCCACCAGAGAAGAUGCUUCAUCAUAACUCUUCAUGAGAUUACUGCAACGUCGGGUGGAGUUUGCAGCCCCACAGCUGAUGGGCUGCUGCUUCUGCUGCUGCUCCUCUUUCCAUCUUUAUCUGUCUCUCAAUUGGGACGCUGGGGAGAAAUAAAUAGCUCAACCCACCCUGUUGGGAGGCAAAUGAAUGGAGCUGAGUGACGGGGGAUUUCCCCAUGCUGCCUGCAUUCCCAUCUGGACACAAGUUUUGAAGUGGCCAGAUUGCAUUUGGAAGAAUAAUUUUUCUUUUUACUUUGUAAAUGAAUUUUUGCUUACUAGCUUGCAGACUGAGCUUUUUGUGGAUUUCACUGUAAACAUAUCUUGGGCUUAAGGAUGUGCUCCGUAGUCAUGCUCCAUCAGUGGAGUCUGGCUGUGUUCUUGCUGUGCUCACCAGUGACUCUUGAUGGGAGACCGGUUGCUGCACUAAGUAGCAGAACGAAGAGGUCAGUGAGCCACGCCCAGCUGAUGCAUGACAAGGGCCGCUCCUUACAGGAGUUCAAGCGCCGCAUGUGGCUGCAGGAGCUGCUGGAAGAGGUGCACACGGCCGACGAGCGAGCUCCGCCCGUGCAGAGCCGAAUCCAGAUCCAGACCUUCAGUGGGAAUGCCCUGAACGAGAAGCCCCCAGGGGCUACCAAGAACCUCCCCACCGGGUUCAGCCCGGACAUAGAGGGCCCUAACCUGCCACAGGAGACCAACAAGGCCGUGGCUUACAAGGACCAGCCACUUAAAGUGGCCACCAAGAGGAAAAAAAAGGCGAGGCUGGGCCGUCGUAGAGAGAGCGACAAGAAGCGGACGCGUGCGCGGUCUGUCACAGCCAAGGAGCCGUGAAGGACGCAGUGACCUGAUUGAGAGACUCCCAAUGGCGUUUGGAUGGAACUGCACUAAGACACGGACAUGGGUUCGGCGUGACCUGAGAGACUCUACUCAUGGCUGACUUAGUCACUUCAUAUUACGUCCUGGGUUUGAGCUUGUAUGAUAAUGUUUUGCUGAGUUUAUAUUUUUGAUCAGAACGUUUUUGCAAAUUAUCUCCACAACAUCUUUUUAGGUCCAUAUUUAUUUUGGAACACCUGUAGGCAUCUGUAAUUUUGACUUUUUAAAAAAAGCCACAUGCCGUCAUCUCUAACCAACCGAGUGCACGAGUAUUUAUUGCCUGACUAUUAUGUAACUUCAGAAAAUUGGGAGGCGAGUGGUCUACUUUUUUGUUUGGCUCCAUGUUGACUAUCGUGAACUGACAGUUACUGUACACACCAUCUGUUCACUGCAUACAUCUGUUCAAACCGUUCUACCAUAAUUUAUUUCACUUUGAAAGUGUGUAUUUAUUUUGUGAAUGUAUCAUGGUGCUGCUGACUAAAUUCCAUAAUGCACUUUAGUUAUAUCCUGUACAUGUUCUUUUGUGGUUGAGUUCUAUUUUGAUGUUUCUUUUGGAAGUUUUCUGCAUUACUUAGAUCCUCCAUGGACUUGUAACUUAUUGGAUGCUUCAUCAAGUCUACUCACCAUUUCAUAUUAUUGUUUAUUUUUAUAGAACAAGCUUAAGUCGGGGGCUGUCAGACUCAUUUAAUGUUCUUCACCAUGCACUGAGGGCAUACUGUACAUGUUUCCAGUUAAUCAAACAUUAAAAGUGUAGCUAAUAGAACAUUUU